UCUAGUUACUUUUCGCUUGCCCACCAGAUCUGGUUGCCAUAUUCAUUGGAGCGCCGGCAAGCGUCGGAGGCUCUGGUGAUGCUCGAAGGCAGCGAGGAGGCGGCGGCGGCGGAACGCGAGGACACAGAGCUGCGGUGCCGCGUGGCCGUAGAGGAGCUGAGCCCGGGGGGGCAGCCGCGGAGGCGCCAGGCCCUGCGCGGCGCGGAACUGAGCCUGGGCCGCAACGAACGCCGCGAACUGGUUCUGCGGCUGCGCGCGCCCGGCCCCGCAGCGCGAUCGCGUUGCUUCCCCCUACGGGCGGCGCGCCUCUUCACGCGCUUCGCCGCGGCCGGGCGCAGCGCGCUGCGGCUCCCCGACCCCGGCGCCCCGCGGCCGGGCGCCACGCAGCUGCUGCUCUCCGACUGCCCUCCAGAGCGCCUGCGCCGCUUCCUGCGCACGCUGCGCCUCAAACUGGCCGCUGCCCCCGGGCCCGCGCCUGUUUCUGCGCGUGCGCAGCUGCUCGGCCCACGGCCCGGCGACUUCAUCUCCCUCAGCCCGGUGCAGCCUGAGGAGCUGCAGCGUGUGGCCGCCACACUCGCUCCCAAAAAGCAGCCGGUGGAACAGACCGCCCCUGGCAAGGCCAGCAAGGGAGCCUCAGGAUGGCCUCUGCCGGUGAAGAAGCUGAGCCUGCCCCACAGCAAACCACAGCUGUCAGAGGAGCAGGCCGCUGUGCUGGGGCAUGUCCUGAAAGGCCAGAGUGUCUUCUUCACCGGAAGUGCAGGGACUGGGAAGUCCUAUCUGCUGAAGCGCAUCCUGGGCUCAUUGCCUCCCACGGGCACUGUGGCCACUGCCAGCACAGGGAUAGCAGCCUGCCACAUUGGGGGCACCACCCUCCACGCCUUUGCAGGCAUUGGCUCCGGCCAGGCUCCCCUGGCCCAGUGCGUGGCUCUGGCCCAGCGGCCAGGCGUGCGGCAGCGCUGGUUGAGCUGCCAGCGGCUGGUCAUUGACGAGAUCUCCAUGGUGGAAGCUGAUCUCUUUGAUAAGCUGGAGGCUGUGGCCAGAGCUGUACGGCAGCAGCAGAAGCCGUUCGGGGGCAUCCAGCUUAUCAUCUGUGGGGACUUUCUGCAGCUGCCCCCAGUUACCAAGGGCUCCCAGCCACCUCGCUUCUGCUUCCAGGCCAGGAGCUGGAGGAGGUGUGUGCCAGUGAGCCUGGAGCUGACUGAGGUGUGGAGGCAGGCAGACCCCACCUUCAUCUCCCUGCUGCAGGCUGUGAGAGUGGGCAGGUGCUCAGAUGAGGUGACCCAACAGCUCAGGGCAACCGCUGCCCACAAGGUGGGACGAGAUGGCAUUGUGGCCACGAGACUCUGCACCCACCAGGAUGACGUGGCACUAACCAACGAGAGGCAGCUGCAGGAACUGCCAGGCGAGGUGCACAGCUUCAAGGCUCUGGACAGCCACCCCGAGCUAGCGCAGACCCUGGACGCCCAGUGUCCUGUGAGCCAGCUCCUGCAGCUGAAGCUGGGCGCACAGGUGAUGCUGGUGAAGAACCUGGCAGUGUCUCGUGGCCUGGUGAAUGGUGCCCGAGGCGUGGUGGUGGGGUUCGAGGCAGAAGGCAGAGGGCUGCCCCAGGUGCGCUUCCUGUGCGGGGUCACCGAGAUCAUCCACACGGACCGCUGGACUGUGCAGGCCACCGGGAGCCAGGUUCUUACCCGGCAGCAGCUGCCCCUCCAGCUGGCCUGGGCAUUGUCCAUCCACAAGAGUCAGGGCAUGUCUCUGGAUUGCGUGGAGAUCUCCCUGAGCCGGGUGUUUGCCAGUGGGCAGGCGUAUGUGGCCCUUUCCCGGGCCCGCAGCCUGCAAGGCCUGCGGGUGCUGGACUUUGACCCUUUGGUGGUCCGCUGUGAUGCCCGAGCGCUGCGCUUCUGUGCCACCCUGCGGCAGGCCAGGGGUAUCAGUCUGGACUGCAGGAGCUGGAGACAAACAUGGAGCACAGCCCCAGGCUGGAGCUAUGGCACACAGCCUUGCUGGUCUACACUCAAGGGAGAGACAGUGCGAGCAGCACUGGGGAAGCUGAAGCAGGAGGGUCACCGAGUUUGAGGCCCACUGGGUGGCUUGGUGAUGAGCCAGGGCACAACCUUAGACAAUCCUGAGGCUGAGCUUGGUGGUACAACCUGUAAUUGCAGCACUCUUGAGAGGCUGAGGCAGUCUAUCAUAAAUCAAGCCCAGCCUGGGCAACUUAAGUGAGACCCUGUCUCUAUCCCAUUACUGAGGAAGGCUGAAGGAGGAGACUUGCAUUGAGAUCAACAUCAGCUGGAACUACAAAGUGAGACCCUGUCCCUGUGUAGCCGCAGCAGGCCUCAAACUUGAUGAUUCUCCUGCCUCAGCCUCCUAGUGCUGGGAUCAGAGGUGUGCACCGUGCUUGGCUCCAAAAAUUAGCUCUGUGUCAGUGCUUGCUGGCACACACGAGGCCCUGUUGGUUGCUCCGAUCUCUAAUACCAAAAAGAAUUUUUUUCAUAAAAUGAUAAAAGAGAACUGUCAGGUGCUGCGAAGGGUGGGGAAUAUUUACCCCCACCCCCACCCCCACCACUGGAGCGCACUCCUUUCUGGGACAGCAGGGGGCGGCUGGUCACAGCUCACACCCUUUCUGGGGUUGUUAUUUUUCUUCUGGCUUCCCAAGCACCAGCCAUCGGUGACCACUAGGUGACACCCACGGAUCAUUAGGCCAAGCCUGGAGGCAGAGGUACCCGGUUCUAGGCUCCUGGGUGAAGUGUGUUCCAGUGUUCACGGGUGUCUCAUUAGCCAGGCAGGAGACUGCCCCACCUGAUGGAGAGAGGCAGUGGCUCAGAACUGCAGGCUGGCACAGGGUUCUGGGGCUUUUCAAAGCUGGCCAAAGCCCUGGGCCAGAUUCCUAUGUCCAAAUGCUGGCUCCUACGCAGCAGCACAGUGGCACAUGCUUAUAGUCCCAGCAUUCAGGAGGCUGAGGCAAGAGGAUCUCCAUGAGUUCCAUGGAGACCAUGAGUUCAAGUCAGGCUUACACAAGAAACCAAAAACCCAAAAACCACCCUGUCCCACACAUGGGCCAGGCCAUCUCCUGAGGUGUGGAAGCAUCCAUGGCUCCCUCAGAGCCCCCUUUACCCCGGGUCCAUCUUGUGUACCCCCAGGUACACAGUGGGGUCAUCUUGGGAAAUGCUGGGGUGUGGGAGCAGGGGUUAUGUUUCAAGUCCCAUCACGCCCCAUUCCUUCUCUGGGGGCUGUGGUUUUCACACAGGAUUAUCUUUGGCCUCCAGAAACAUCCUCACUGCUGACUUUUUUUUUUUUUUUUUUUUU
Molecule: messenger RNA, 3303 nt
Organism: Cavia porcellus (domestic guinea pig)
Lineage: Eukaryota; Metazoa; Chordata; Mammalia; Rodentia; Caviidae
Gene: Pif1
Product: PIF1 5'-to-3' DNA helicase
Exons: 13
Coding region: 79-2073 (664 amino acids)
Biological process (GO): DNA repair; telomere maintenance
Molecular function (GO): DNA helicase activity
Source: RefSeq, a predicted model, not a curated record